Molecule: messenger RNA, 1398 nt
Organism: Rhodamnia argentea
Lineage: Eukaryota; Viridiplantae; Streptophyta; Magnoliopsida; Myrtales; Myrtaceae
Product: serine/threonine-protein kinase SRK2B-like
Exons: 9
Coding region: 90-1217 (375 amino acids)
Biological process (GO): intracellular signal transduction; protein phosphorylation
Molecular function (GO): protein serine/threonine kinase activity; ATP binding
Source: RefSeq, a predicted model, not a curated record
AGCUCGAUUCCGGCGAGAUUUAGAGCUUUCUUUGGCAAUCAGUGGAGGGGGUCUCUGAUUUAUAUAGUCUCCAGAAAGAAGGGUGUGACAUGGAUAAGUACGAGGUAAUCAAGGAAAUAGGAUCGGGCAAUUUCGGAGUUGCCAGGCUCAUGAGGAACAAGGAGACCAAAGAACUUGUUGCCAUGAAGUACAUCGAGCGAGGUCGCAAGAUUGACGAGAAUGUGGCCAGAGAGAUUAUUAAUCACAGAUCACUUUGCCACCCAAAUAUCAUUCGCUUCAAAGAGCUGAUUUUGACGCCCACCCAUCUUGCUAUUGUCAUGGAAUAUGCAGCGGGGGGCGAGCUCUUUGAGAGAAUAUGCAAUGCUGGAAGAUUCAGCGAAGAUGAGGCCAGAUAUUUCUUCCAGCAGCUCAUCUCAGGAGUUUGCUUCUGCCAUGCCAUGCAAAUAUGUCAUAGAGAUUUGAAGCUGGAGAACACCCUCUUAGAUGGAAGCCCUGCGCCGAGACUUAAAAUAUGUGAUUUUGGGUAUUCUAAGUCUUCUCUGCUUCAUUCAAGACCUAAAUCCACAGUCGGAACUCCAGCAUACAUUGCACCGGAGGUUCUCUCUAGGAGGGAAUAUGAUGGCAAGUUGGCAGAUGUUUGGUCCUGUGGUGCGACUCUUUAUGUGAUGCUUGUGGGAGCAUACCCCUUCGAAGACCCGGAAGAUCCAAAAAACUUCAGAAAGACUAUUAAUCGGAUCAUGGCUGUUCAGUACAAGAUCCCUGAUUACGUUCACAUAUCCCAAGAUUGCAGACAUCUCCUUUCGCGCAUAUUUGUUGCAAAUCCAUCAAGGAGAAUCACCAUCAAAGAAAUCAAGUCUCACCCAUGGUUUUUAAGGAACUUGCCUCGUGAAUUAACGGAGGCAGCUCAAGCAAAGUACUACAGAAAAGAAAACCCAAUCUUACUACGGGAAUUAACGGAGGCAGCUCAAGCGAAGUACAGAAAAGAAAACCCAAGCUUCUCCCCUCAGAGUGUGGAGGAGAUCUUGAAAAUUGUGGAAGAGGCCAAAAGACAGGCUCCACCAUCGCACUCCCGCGGGAGCUUUGGCUGGGAAGAGGAUGAAGAUGGUGAUCCAAAGGAGGAAGAUGUGGAGAAAGAAGAAGAAGAAGAUGAUGAUGAAGAUGAAUACGAUAAGAGAGUCAAGGAGGUGCACGCCAGUGGAGAAAUCCGCGUCAUUUAAUAUAUCUGUUUUCCUCUCAGUACAGAUCUAUAAGCUAUUGAAUGGGCAUCUAUAUAGAUGAAGGUGAAUGUUUGUAUUUGAAGGAAGAGAGGGUCGGCUUGGCAAGUAGAUCCUGAUGUCUGAGUGUGUGCAAAUUGGUGGAGUUAUUUAAUGAUUGAUUCAUGCUGCUUGUGAAUUUAGA